AAUGAUAAGAAUGAUCAAAUCAACAUUUUUCAACUGAUAUUUUUUUGUGUCAUUUGAAGAAGACCUCUUUCUUCCCAGCACAAUUUGAACGCAUCAUUCGUAUACUGCCUGCCUGUUUGCUCCUGUAGUGGCUACGUGUAAUUUUGGAGGAAAAUGGCAGAUAGAAAAAACAAUAAUGUUCCCAAUACAAGCGCAAAUUUGUUAUUGAACGCCGGUCCGGAGUUUACAUUCAAUUUGCCUUUCAUGCCAGUGAGUCAAGCCUCUGGCUCGGCGGUGCUGUCAGGAGAGGAUUCUACUGAUGUCGGCGAGGAAGACAGCUUCUUGGGUCAGACUGCUGAAAAUGCGCCAGCUCCCUCUACCUUCAACUACUUCUCCAACCCAGUAUCCAGCAGCGACCCGUUUGCUUCUAUUGGCCAACCACAAUGUCCACCACUAUCACUGGCAGGCGCAUCCAUGACAACCAUCACAGGAUCUGUUCCUAGCAGCAUUAACAUGGCACUGCCACCACCUCCAAUCUCACAGUUAAACAACGCUCCUCCUGCAUUUGGCAGUACAGUGCAUCAGAGCCCAAUGGGACGCCAUACUCCUUCCCCUGGCACAAUGACCCCGCCUCCUCCGCAAAUGCCGCAACAUAGUCAUAAUCCGUAUCGACACACUCCCACCAGCAGCAAAGCGAGUCCGUAUAUUGCAGCUCCUGAGGUCCUUCCGCCAAGCCAGCCAUCACAUCAGAAUCCCUAUUCAGUCAAUCCGGGGCUGGAAUCAUUCCACAUGUUCACAAAGGCUCCUUCCACUCACAUUCAGGCUCCUCCCCCACCAGCUAACCCUGCCGGUGCAGUCGUACCUGCUGGCAUGAGUCUACAGCACAAUUACAAUGUUUAUGAAACUGUUCAGCCUCACUGGUUCUACUGCAAGUUAGUAGAGUUAAGAAGUGUGUGGCUUCCUUUCAGCAUAAUUGACUCCCUCCAGCUUGAGGAGACAUAUAACUCUGUUCAACCAGACCCAGAAAAUGUGAUUGUACGUACAGACGGUGGCCGUUUUGAUGUGCACCUCUACGACCGCAUGCGCUCAGCAAUUUACUGGGAGGAGGAUCCCACAGAAGUGCGGCGCUGCACUUGGUUUUACAAAGGGGACACGGAUAGUCGAUUUAUUCCUUACUCUGAGGAAUUUAGUGACAAGCUGGAGGCAGAAUAUAAGAAAGCUGUCUCUACUAACCAAUGGCACCGUAGACUGGAGUUCCCAUCUGGAGAAACCAUAGUCAUGCACAACCCAAAGGUGAUUGUUCAAUUUCAACCCUCCUCCAUGCCUGAUGAGUGGGGCACAACUCAGGACGGACAGACCAGGCCCAGAGUGGUGAAGAGAGGGAUCGACGAUGACCACGAUGAAGUCCCUGAUGGCGAGCUCUCCAAGGUGGACCAUCUUGUGUUCAUGGUUCAUGGUAUUGGUCCUGUAUGUGACCUGAGGUUUAGGAGCAUGGUUGAGUGUGUGGACGACUUCCGCACUGUGUCACUGAAGCUGCUGCAAAGUCACUUUAAGAAAUCAUUGGAUGAUCACGCCAUCAGCCGGGUGGAGUUCCUGCCUGUCCAGUGGCACACGGCUCUACAUGGAGACGCCACAGGGGUGGACAGGAGAAUCAAGAAAAUCACUUUACCGAGCACAGGACGUUUACGUCACUUUACAAAUGAGACCUUGUUAGAUGUGCUGUUCUACAACAGUCCUACGUACUGCCAGACCAUCAUGGACACAGUUGCCUCAGAGAUUAACAGACUACACACCCUGUUCUUGAAGAGAAACCCGGAUUACAAAGGGGCAAUAUCUGUGGCUGGACACAGUUUAGGAUCCCUUAUUCUCUUUGACCUGUUGUCAAAUCAAAAGACUGAUACAACCACUCCCUCUAUACACACUGUGAAUGGAGACAGCAAGCAGGUAGCAGUUCCACAGGCUGUCACCCCUCCAGCUGUGGAGGAGGAGCCUAAAGAAGAGGGAGAAGAGUUGGAGGACCUUUCUGCUGUGCUGGAACAUCUUGGCCUGUCUGAGUACAAGAGCACCUUUGAUGAGGAAAAGAUUGACAUCGAAUCAUUUCUCAUGUGUACAGUUGAGGAUUUGAAGGAGAUGGGAAUCCCACUUGGCCCUCGGAAAAAGAUCGCCAAAUUUGUCAAGGAAAGAGUGGCUAAACAGGCACCGGCUCAGGAGAAAAAAAUGCAGGUCCAGACAGCAAGUCAAGUUUUAGAACCCCCACACGCUGGUGAAACGCUUCCUGAUCCCAGUGUGAAGAAGUUACCAGUGGGCGUCUCCUCCAUCCAUGUGGACUACAACUACUUUGAAGUUGGCACUGGGCAGGUGUCGGUGGUCUACCACAAUCUGGACUUCCAUCCAGUGAAUUUCUUUGCCUUGGGUUCUCCAAUUGGAAUGUUCUUGACCGUCAGAGGCCUUGAGAAGAUUGACGAGACCUAUCAGCUUCCAACGUGCAAAGGAUUCUUCAAUAUUUACCAUCCGUUAGACCCCGUUGCAUACAGGAUGGAGCCCAUGAUCAUACCAGACUUGGAAUUGAAGCCUGUUCUGAUACCACAUCACAAAGGAAGAAAAAGACUGCACCUCGAGCUGAAGGAGUCACUCUCCAGGAUGGGGUCUGACCUGAAACACGGUUUCAUCAGCUCGCUCAGGAGCGCCUGGCAGACACUCAACGACUUCGCUCGCGCCCACACGUCGUCUGCUCAACUUCAGGCUGAGCUGGCAAUGGUGGCCAAUCAGAUCGAAGAGCAGGAGAAGAGGGCACAGAAAUUUUCUGAGCAAAAAACUCUAGAAAUGCCUGAGCCACAAAAAGAGGAGGAGCCUCAAGUGAGGAUCGGGAUGCUGAAUGGAGGAAAUCGCAUUGACUUUGUCCUGCAGGAGAAACCCAUUGAGAGUUUCAAUGAGUACCUCUUUGCUCUCCAGAGUCAUCUCUGCUACUGGCAAUCUGAAGACACAGCUCUGCUUAUCCUGAAGGAGAUCUACAUGAGCAUGGGGGUCCAGCCAGAACAUGUGGUACAUUAGCACAACAAAAACUGUAUUUCAUGUCAGUUUUCCUGGAUUAUGUUGAUUAAUUUUUCCCUUCUACUUGCUACCAUGUGAUUUAUUGUUUGCAAAUGUACAAUACAAUUGUAUUUUACCAUUUGUCUUAAAUUAAGAAAAGAUUGAGCAUUUAUGUAGAUUAAACAAGUUUAUUGAUCACA
Molecule: messenger RNA, 3209 nt
Organism: Nerophis lumbriciformis (worm pipefish)
Lineage: Eukaryota; Metazoa; Chordata; Actinopteri; Syngnathiformes; Syngnathidae
Gene: sec23ip
Product: SEC23 interacting protein
Cellular component (GO): COPII-coated ER to Golgi transport vesicle; cytoplasm
Molecular function (GO): metal ion binding; protein binding; glycerophospholipase activity
Source: RefSeq, a predicted model, not a curated record